AUGUCUGCUGUCUGUCGUCACGGCAUACCGUUAUUCUAUGUCAGCAUUUGGACUCCAGGGGAACAACAGUUCUACAUACUUUCAUUACUUGGGAAGCUUAUAGAGCAUCUCCCUUCGUCAUGGACCAUCGGGUGCCUGUAUGACAUUGGUUGCCAGACUGAUCGUGUGCUUCACAAGUGGAACAUUGCACCUGAGUGGCGGUCACGUCUGGUGUGGGGCGUCUCUAUCUUUCACGCCUAUGGACAUCAAUGGGCUUGUCAGCUAUGGUAUCACCCUCGGAAGGAUCGUGUCUGGGGUCUUUCAGAUGGUGAAGUGUGUGAGCGUUUUUGGAGUGAACUGCGACAGCUCAUACCAAGUCUUCGGGUUGCAGGGUACCACCAUCCAAACCAAGACUCCCAUCCGCACCAAGAUCGAGGCCAUCAUGGGCUGGAAGGCAACCAUUGA
Messenger RNA from Cantharellus anzutake, 444 nucleotides. RefSeq lists its product as uncharacterized. Bases 1 to 444 code for a protein of 147 amino acids. Lineage: Eukaryota; Fungi; Basidiomycota; Agaricomycetes; Cantharellales; Hydnaceae. The transcript has 2 exons. The record is from RefSeq and is a predicted model, not a curated record.